UGCAUUGUACAAGGAACUCUGCAUGCCUGUGUUGGUCCUCUUGUAACAGUUCCUCGUGAAGGGGAAAGAGUUUACUAUUUCCCACAGGGUCAUAUGGAACAGGUAUCUUUUGAUUUACAUUUUCUUCCAUGAUCUUUUAUCUUUUCAGGUCUUAUGUGCACUUUUUGUUUUCUCAUGCAAACGUGAAAGAUAUAUAAACCCUCAAUCAUAUGUUGAUGUUUCAUAUGUUAUUUUUUGUUGCAUUUUCUAGGAUAGUUUUAUCAUAAAGACGUGUGAUAAGUAACAGUGCUUCUCUCUCUCACUCACUCACGCAUUAUGAUUCUAUGUGAUUGCUAUUUUUUCCCAAUUUGAAGCAUCAACUCACCAGUGAUUAGACCAACAACUUCCUUCAUUCAAUUUGCCAACCAAAAUUUUAAGCAAAGUGAUGACUGUUCAACUUCGAGUAAGUGCCAUAAUGUUUUUUUUAAAAAAAAUUAAUUCUCCCUUCCAUGUUGAAUUAUGGUAAUAAGUACCAUUUUUAAUUUUAGGCCGAGCUAGAGACAGAUGAGGUUUAUGAACAGAUAACUCUGAUUCAUGAACAACAUGCAUGCAGAUGAAUGCUUGCCUCAACUGGAUAUGUCACAGCAACCAUCAUGGCAGGAAUUGGUUGCUAGUGAUCUACAUGGUCAGCCUAGGCGCCACUUGCUCACAACUGAAUGGAGUGUUUUUGUCAGUGCAAAGAAAUUGGUUGCUGGCAAUGCUUUCAUCUUUCUCAGUAUGCAUCUGGGUGUUCUUGCAACUGUGUCCCAUGCCAUCUCGACUGGCACCUUCUUCUCGGUAUUCUAUAAGCCGAGGUUUAGUGGAACAAUUGUCGAUGUUGGUGAUAGUACAUCAUCAAGAUGGCCUGAUUCGGAAUAGAUAUCCUUAAAGGUUCACUGGGAUGAACCAUCGUCAAUUUUGCGUCCAGAUAGGAUUUCACCAUGGGAAAUGGAACCACUUGUCACAGCAACUCCUACAAACACCCAGCCUCCUCAAAGAAAUAAGUGUGCUCGACCGCCAGUUUUGUUGUCGCCAGUGCAAGAUUGUGUUGUAGUUGAUAUAUUGUUUUUACAGCUGGUGGAGUAACAAUUUAACAUGUUCUUGUAAUAUAGUCUGCAGAUAUAGAUGAGAAAGUUAUCCGAAAUGAAAAGCCUGAAGUUCUUGUUAUGGCUCUUGUAGAGGCAAAGGUUUGUUUUUCUAAGAACUUCUGCAAGUUUAGACAUCUUUGAACAUAUUCUUGAAUCAUUUUCUGCUUUAGAAUUGUUAUGGGUUAAGGAAUAUUAUAGAUGACACCAUUUUGAUUUUCUCUUGUAUGUGGCGUUCAUUUUGUAUUUAUGAAUGGUAUGCAAUGUGAUGCUUUGCGUUUAGAAAA
This is a messenger RNA of Capsicum annuum, 1390 nucleotides long. RefSeq names its product auxin response factor 1-like. NCBI's taxonomy places the organism in Eukaryota, Viridiplantae, Streptophyta, Magnoliopsida, Solanales, Solanaceae. Gene Ontology annotation, molecular function: DNA binding. Gene Ontology annotation, biological process: regulation of DNA-templated transcription; response to hormone. The record is from RefSeq and is a predicted model, not a curated record.